Cladophialophora immunda is the source of this 2580-nucleotide messenger RNA. RefSeq lists its product as uncharacterized. Bases 455 to 2329 code for a protein of 624 amino acids. Lineage: Eukaryota; Fungi; Ascomycota; Eurotiomycetes; Chaetothyriales; Herpotrichiellaceae. The record is from RefSeq and is a predicted model, not a curated record. The transcript has a single exon. Gene Ontology annotation, molecular function: protein serine/threonine kinase activity; ATP binding. Gene Ontology annotation, biological process: protein phosphorylation.
CAACGCACUGGGCGCCUCUGCCACCUCCAGAAUUUCCCAGGCGCAGGUUGCGCUCGGUGGCUUUUGCUGACCUCGUCCACAACCCAUUCUUUCGUCCUUCACUUCACCUCUUCCUCAGUCAUUUCCUUGCGAAUCUCUUUUGUGUUUGUCACCUAGUCUUUCCCAGUCAGAGUCGAAUCCCGUCACCUUCAAUGGGUCGCAGCGCCGUCACUACCUCAGCCACAAUUUCAGACUUCACUCCUGCCGCUCGCGGACGUGUUGCACUUUCCCAUGUGAUUCCAACGUCAUCUUCAUCCGCAUCUUGCAAGACUGGCCAUAAUCUGGUUCGGCUACUGGCGCAAGGUCCGUCCUGAAUAAGGGCGGACGGUAAUACUACAGCCGCCUCGGCCUCGAGCAUUGCGUUCAUCUACACCUUUUUUUUUAACCUGGGCGCAUCAUCAGAAGACCCGUCAAUAUGAGUAUCUCAACUACUCAAGCCGUCAUGGACAAAGUUCAAGAAACCUCAAGCGGUAUGCGACCGCCUGUAGACGUAUCGGCCAAUUUGGAGGAUGCCCUGAAUUCCAUCGCGCUGGGAAACAACAACGCGGACACAGGCGAUCCCGAAAUCAUCCCUUUUCGAAACAAGAGCCCUCCUGUCACACCUCAAAAAACCUUGCCCAUCAGUACGCGCGAGGACGGGGCUCUUGCCGAACCGGAGAGUGAGCGAGGGAGACAGGAAGUCAAGGGCAGUGUCAUCUUGUCGACCACUGCGGCCAAGAGGAAGAAGAAGAAAAACAAGGCAAAAGCGGCCCAGGCGGCCCAGGCAUUGAGUACUGUCAGAGGCUUCACUCCGGUCGACUCGGGAGCCGAAGAUUCGGAUGUGUCACGCAACAGCCCACGGGUACUGUCACCUAUCCCUCGUUUGCCUAUGUUGGCCGGUGCCAGCCCCGGUCUCAGACCUCAGUCGCCCGGUAUCAGCAGCUUGAAAGCUCAGCUUGAUGCUCUCAAUUCUCGCAGUCAGAGCCGCUCCAACUCGCGCGUUCGCAAUACCAUGGAUUCCGAGGCCAACAGCAGCGCCGCCAGCGCAGCGUCCGACACCCAAGGAGAGGAGCCGCACGAAGACAUGGUCAGCUACCACGUGCAGAUUGAUCAAGACUUCGUCAGUCAGUCGCUGGCAGAAACCGAAGUCGCUUCGGUGGCUUCCACGGCAACCAUGGACGCGGAUCAGCGUGCGACUUCGAUGAUUGUCCGCAAGAUGACCGCCGCGGACUUCACUCCCAUCCGCUGCCUCGGGGAUGGGGCUUUUGGGACGGUGCUGCUCGUGCGACAGAAUGCCACGGGCCGCUUGUUCGCUCAGAAACAACUCACCAAAGCAUUUCUCAAGGUCCACAAGAAGCGGAUCGAAUCGACCAUGUCCGAGCGAAGCAUUCUUGAACUGGUCAAUCGUCAUCCCUUCAUUGUCAAUCUCUACUACGCCUUCCAGGAUCACGAGAAGUUAUACCUGAUUCUUGAAUAUGCCUCGGGCGGUGAGCUGUUUCGUCACUUGGAAUUGGAAAAGUUCUUCUCGGAAGAAGUGGCUGCAUUCUACAUUGCGGAGAUUGUUUUGGCUUUAGACUACCUUCAUAACACGGUCGGCGUCAUCUACCGUGAUCUCAAACCGGAGAACUGUUUGCUGAACGCAGAGGGCCAUUUGCUCUUGACCGAUUUCGGUCUGAGCAAGGUUGCCGUUCAGGAUCCGAGCACACCCGGGGGGAGUCGAUGCAACAGCCUGGGUGUGGGGACUAUCGAAUACAUGGCCCCCGAGAUCAUCAGAGGCAGCGACGAGUCUGACUGGGGUCCAGGGUAUGGUAAAGCGUGCGACUGGUGGUCAUUGGGUGCGAUGGCCUGCGAUCUCAUGACGGGCAAACCACCUUUCGGAGGAGGCAGUUGGACCAAAAUCCAGCAGAACAUCAUGUAUCAAAAGCUGAGCCUACCUUAUUUCCUGUCGCCAGAUGCGAAAGACCUUCUCACUCGACUGUUGCGCAAGGAGCCUAAGAAGCGACUUGGAGUGGGUCCGAACGACAUCAACAUCAUCAAGAAACACCGUUUCUUCAGGAAAAUCGACUGGAAGAAGUUGGAAGCCAAGGAACUCGAACCACCCAUCCAGCCCCUAGUCACCAAUCCGGAAUUGGCCGAGAACUUUGCCAAAGAAUUCACCGACCGAGCCAUCGACACCCUCACGCGAAGACACAGCCGGACACUGAGCAAGUCUGAUCCAUUUGGGGGUUUCAGCUACGUUGCGAGUUCCAGUUUGCUUGAAGAAUCGAUGCUUUUGGAAUUGGACGAAGCUAUCAUUGACGAAGACGUUUAGACACUGGAAUAGCGGCUAGAACCUCGAGCGAUAGAAAUCGGGUUGGAUAGAGUGGUGAGGACGGGGUAGCAUAGACAAUUGACGACAGCGAGGAGUUCAGGGCUUGAGAUGGCACAUGGCGAGGUUAGAAGCAUACGGGAAUUUUGGAAGCAUUGUCAGGACGGAUUGAUGCACAGGCAUGAUUAGAGCAGCCGUUGAUGAUUCGGAUACAGGCAUAGAAGCUAGACAGACAUGAGACAUGUUCAACUGCC